Molecule: messenger RNA, 1569 nt
Organism: Aspergillus affinis
Lineage: Eukaryota; Fungi; Ascomycota; Eurotiomycetes; Eurotiales; Aspergillaceae
Product: cytochrome P450
Exons: 4
Coding region: 1-1569 (522 amino acids)
Biological process (GO): ergosterol biosynthetic process
Molecular function (GO): oxidoreductase activity, acting on paired donors, with incorporation or reduction of molecular oxygen; heme binding; monooxygenase activity
Source: RefSeq, a predicted model, not a curated record
AUGGGCAUCUUUUCCAGUUCCAUCGAUAGGUUCUGCGAGCACUGCUCGACCCCCUUCAUCUGGACUCUGGCAGUGGCUGGCGCGUUAUCGUUCAUCUCACUGUCCGUGGCCGUCAAUUUCCUGCGCCAAUUGCUGUUCAAGAGUCCUCAUGAGCCGCCUGUGGUUUUCCACUGGUUUCCAUUCAUUGGCAGCACUGUCAAGUAUGGCAUUGACCCGUACAAAUUCUUCUUCAGCUGCCGCGAAAAAUACGGUGACAUUUUCACCUUUGUACUUCUCGGCAAGAAAACCACCGUCUACUUGGGCACCAAGGGCAAUGACUUUAUUCUAAAUGGCAAGCUUCGGGAUGUUUGCGCCGAGGAGGUCUAUUCGCCUCUGACUACCCCUGUCUUUGGGCGUGAUGUCGUCUAUGAUUGCCCGAACUCCAAGUUAAUGGAGCAGAAGAAGUUUGUAAAAUUUGGCCUUACUUCCGAAGCGCUUCGAUCCUAUGUUCCCCUGAUCACCAACGAGGUUGAUCAGUUCGUUCAAAACUCCCCCGCGUUCCAGAGUUUUAAGGGCACCUUUGACGUAUCCAAGAUCAUUGCCGAGAUAACUAUAUACACGGCAUCGCGCUCGCUCCAGGGCAAGGAAGUCCGGGAUCGAUUCGACUCUACUUUUGCCCGGAUGUACCGUGACCUUGAUAUGGGCUUCGCGCCGAUAAACUUCAUACUACCCUGGGCCCCGCUCCCCCACAACCGCAAGCGUGACGCUGCGCAGCGGAGGUUGACCGAGACGUAUACGAAGAUUAUUCGGGACCGUCGCAAGGCUGGUGGCCAGAAAGAUUCGGAGGACAUGGUCUGGAAUCUGAUGUCGUGCACCUACAAGAAUGGUAAACCUAUCCCCGAUGAGGAGGUUGCUCAUAUGAUGAUCGCCAUGUUGAUGGCAGGCCAGCACUCCUCGUCUUCGACGGCGGCCUGGAUUGUUCUGCGCCUGGCCACUUGCCCGGAGAUCAUGGAGGAACUCUACCAAGAACAACUUCGAGUCCUAGGUGCCGACUUGCCUUCUCUUACUUACGAGGGCCUUCAGAAACUGGAUCUGCAUUUCAAGGUGAUCAAGGAAACCCUUCGCAUCCACGCCCCCAUCCACUCGAUCCUCCGCUCCGUCAAGAACCCCAUGCCUGUGGAGGGAACUCCGUACGUCAUCCCAACUACCCACAAUGUCCUUUCCUCCCCUGGUUUUACUGCACGAUCAGAGGAAUUUUUCCCCGAGCCAAUGAAGUGGAACCCUCAUCGCUGGGAUAAGGUUAUGGUGGCCAAGGACGAGGAUGAGGAACAGAUCGAUUACGGUUAUGGCCUGGUCAGCAAAGGCACUAAUAGCCCGUACCUUCCAUUUGGUGCCGGCCGUCAUCGCUGCAUCGGUGAGCAGUUUGCAUAUGUGCAGCUGGGCACGAUCUUGGCCGUGCUGGUGCGGCAAUUCAAGUUCUCCAAGUCUCCCGGUGUCAAUGACCUCCCGGAGACAGACUACUCGUCUUUGUUCUCCAAGCCAUUGAGCAAAUCAUUUGUUAGCUACCAAAAGCGUGGAGUCAAAAUAUAG